UUAGAGCUGCACUGAGGACAGAGCUCAGUCCUCUGGGGAUGUUUGUUGCUGACACAACAUUCCUGAAAUGGAGGUUAAUCUUCCAGGGGGUGUUUUUUGCUUCUCCCUGGAGAUAGCUCACCAAGAACCCUCGAGGCAGCAGUGAUGACAGCAGGAGGAGUGAUUGCCACAACCAGGGUGACAUCAUUUAACCCCAUGGCCUUAGAGAAGUUAUUAAGGACCAUUUCCUAAUCAUGCCCUGAUAAGAGUGAGUAGCUUCUAAACAUUGAAUAAAUGCACUACUCAAGUCUUCCCAGCAUGAAGUUUUUUGCACAAGUAAAUUUUAGUUUUUCAGAGAAGAAGUCUCCACAUAGAGAAUAUUCAUUUCUUCCAUCUGGAGUUUCAUGCCAGAGGUUUUGGCUCACGGUGCCUGAGGCUGAGCCCUGCAGGAGCUGCCAGGGAUGGCUGCAUGGCUGCUUCCACCUCCUGGAGAAGACAAUGAAUGAGGGAUUGUGGAUUUUAAGGAUUUUCUUGGGAUUCUUUGACUUGAUUUCUUCUGAGGUUUUUUGUUUCCUUUCUGCUCUACAAUAUGUAUAGUAAAGAGGUUUUGUCCCAUUCAUCCUACCCCCACCAUUUCUUGUUAAUAUCUUCUGAGCGUUUUUUCUCCCUUAUGUUCCUUUAAAAAUCUAAUUUGCCAUCCAUGGAUGAAAAGGCUGCUCCCACAGUUUUUUCAGCAAGGGAUCUAGGAAAAAUGAGGACACACGUUGAGGGAGUGUGCCAGGAAAUGCCUGCAGUGCCAUACAAGUGUUACCUUAUUACAUGCACUUGUAGGUAACAUCACCCAGCACAGAAGGGUGAGGGCUCUGCAGUGGCACAGAAUACAGGGCUGCCCUGUGCUUUGGGAGGGAACAAACCCCCUGUCAAUAGUGAUUUUGUUCUGCUAAGAUAUCAGUGCAAAGAUUGCUAUUUAUUCUUCCUCUAAGUGCAAUGAAUGUGACCUAAUCUCUGCUUGUAAAUCUACAAUAGUUUAAAAAAAUAAAUAUCUUACUGCACUUGUAGACUGAUUUUCCAGUUUUUCCAGGCAGUAAUUCCCUCCUUGCUCUAACAGAAAAACAUUUUUCCUCAUCAGUGGCAGGUUGGCAGAGAAGUUGCUGGUCAUAAGGCUACAAAAGGAAUGAGAAGCAGGGACAGACCAGCUGCUGAAUAAGUUUGUGGGACUGGGGCUGCUGCUGCUGUUCAUUCUCAGCAUUCUUUCCCCUCACAUAGGAGUAGGUGAGGACACACAGGAGCACACGGGUAGUGUAAGUCAGUGACCCUUGGUCUGCAGGGUGAGGCUGAAGCUCUUUGGUGAAAGAAUGAGUAUUCCUUUGUGGGAAUUCCUGGGGAGAUGAUUCCCCCCUCUCCCUCUAGGUGCCAGCAGAGCACAACCCUUGUGAGGCGUUGCCUCCUGGGUGUAUUUCAGAACAGUGGUAAUUUGUAAUGCUGCUUGAUUACUUUUUAGAGAGGUUGGGAUUAACGGAUUGUCCUGUUCAGAACAAACUCUGCAUCCUUUGGACAGCUGAUGAAAAGAAAAAGCACCGGAGUUUAAACAUGUUCUUUGAUGAAUCUGUUUCUGCAAAUACGAAACAUGUUCUCACCUGUGAUGUAUCUCUCUGUAUUUCACAGAGAUCCCUGGGGAGGAGCAUGGCUGUUCCAGGGCUGUGAGCAUCGUGGUUGAACUUGUGCAUCCUGCCAGGCAGAGGCUGAUGGAGCCUGGGAUGUGCUGUGAGCUCCCUGCCUUGGGCUGUGCCAUCUCCCAGCUGGUCAUUUAAUGCCUGUCACCCUCUGGCCUGGGACAACUGAAAAGUGGGAUCCCUUCUGGUGCUGAAUGGAUCAGGCUGAAGCACCUUGUCCUGCUGCUCUGGGCUUCUCCACAUGCCUGCUGACAGGGCUCUCAGGGACUGCUCCUCUAAUGGCACUCAUUGCACCAAAAGAAAGGUGUGCCUCUCUGCUCCCUCACAGCCAGCAAGAGUUCUGGCCCUUAAAGAGCCUUUUUAUUCCUGUAUGGAGAGCAUCAGCUCCAUUUCCCAGUGUUUCUGCUGGCAGAGACUGAGACUGUGACUGGUUUGCAAGUGCUCUUAGAGAUGGAGCAUCGAGCACUUCUGCCCUGACAAUUAAGAGAUGCACCCACAGGCACCAGUGACUGUUGUGGACUCUCUUUGCUUGGACUUGGUUUUUGGGAAGCAGACAAACACAAGUGAAUGGAGAAGGACGUGAGAAAGAAAAGACACAGAGAAAGCCACACAAGCUGUUCAAAAACUGAAUUUCAAAUGCUCUCUGCACUUCCCCCAAGUGAUCUUCCUCUCAGAGAAACAGAACAGGUGGAACUGCAUAACACAUCAGUCCUCCAACAUGAAGAUCCCCUCUGACCUGUAGUGGAAAUUCCUUAUCUACACCUUCAUGUUGAUGAUCAACUGUCAGUAAGAGGUCCCAGAUCCCUUGGAGAGGAAAAUGCACUUGCUGAAUGAAGAAAAAAGAUCUGGGAAAAAGCCAGAAGACAAGGAGGCUGGGGUGUCUUGUGGGAAUCUCAGUGCCAUCCAAGCAGGAGCUCCUGUCUAUAAUUCAGGUUCCUGAAGGAAGGACAAGCUCAGCUGUUUGUUUGCACACAUCAGGAGGAGACAGAUAUCCAGCCUUUGCUUACUCGUAAGUAUGGAUCUGAAGAAAGGCAGAUAAGGUGUGCUGAGAGAUGGGACAGCCCGAUGGCAAAUUGCCCAUCAGGGAGCGGAGACAAAUCAAGCUUCAUCUUGAUGUUGCUGCUGGAGUCUCGGUAAAUGUCCAUCUGUCUGAUGAGCGUGAUGCAAAGGACAUUUUUGAAAAGGAGCCUUUUAACUCCGUAGACACGUAGGGACCCAUUCACGGGCAGGCACACACACGCGAGGAGGAGGAAGAAGAAGCAACUUCACGAUCGCUGCUUUUAAAAGGGAGAAGCUUUUUCCCUGGCUGGGACUUGCCUUCCUGCCUCCUCAGCCAGCUGCUAAAAGUAUGUUUCCGAGGCGGACUGCACUUCAGGGAACUUCUAUUUUCUGCUCGGCAGCUGUAGAGGAGCAGCAGCGAAGUUUGGAGUAACACCAAGUGAUGCGGGAAAAACACCCCGAGAGCAGAACACCCUCCUGCAGACACAACCCCUGCUGCUGCACACAGGUUGAUCAUGGUUGCCGUGACCCGCUCGCUCCUGGCGCUGCUGCUGUGCCAGGCGCUGCUGGGCGGCGCGGCCGGGCUCAUGCCGGAGGUGGGUCGGCGGCGCUUCAGCGAGCCGGGCCGCGCCGCCUCGGCCGCGCAGCGCCCCGAGGACCUGCUCAGCGAGUUCGAGCUGCGCCUGCUCCACAUGUUCGGGCUGAAGCGGCGGCCCAGCCCCGGCAAGGACGUCGUCAUCCCGCCCUACAUGCUGGACCUCUACCGCCUGCACGCGGGGCAGCAGCUGGGGCAGCCGGCGGCGCUGGGCUUCCCGCUGGAGCGGGCGGCCAGCCGCGCCAACACCGUCCGCAGCUUCCACCACGAAGAAGUUUUGGAAGAACUUCCAGAAACGAGUGGGAAAACAGCACGGCGUUUCUUCUUCAAUUUAACUUCCAUCCCCAGUGAGGAGUCUAUCACCUCAGCUGAACUCCAGAUUUUUCGGAAACAGGUGCACGGAGCCUUUGAGAACAACAGCAGCUACCAUCACCGUAUUAAUAUUUAUGAAAUUAUAAAGCCAGCCACAGCCACCUCUAAGGACCCUGUCACAAGACUUUUGGACACCAGGUUGGUGCAUCAUAAUGCAAGUAAAUGGGAAAGUUUUGAUGUAACGCCAGCUGUUUUGAGGUGGAUUGCACAUGGACAACCUAAUCAUGGGUUUGUGGUAGAGGUGGUUCACUUGGACAAAGAGAACAGUGCCUCCAAGAGGCACGUUAGGAUUAGCAGGUCUUUACAUCAGGAUGAAGAUAGCUGGUCUCAGCUCAGGCCAUUGUUAGUGACGUUUGGGCAUGAUGGCAAGGGACACCCGCUCCAUAAAAGAGAAAAGCGUCAAGCGAAACACAAACAGCGUAAACGCCACAAAUACAGUUGCAAAAGGCACCCGUUGUAUGUGGACUUCAAUGAUGUGGGGUGGAAUGACUGGAUUGUGGCCCCGCCGGGGUAUAGUGCCUUUUACUGCCACGGGGAAUGUCCCUUCCCUCUGGCAGAUCACCUAAACUCAACCAACCAUGCCAUUGUUCAGACUUUGGUCAAUUCAGUGAAUUCCAAAAUCCCCAAGGCUUGCUGUGUGCCGACAGAACUGAGUGCUAUUUCCAUGCUCUACCUUGAUGAAAAUGAAAAAGUUGUAUUAAAGAACUAUCAAGAUAUGGUUGUGGAGGGUUGUGGGUGCCGCUAACACAGCAAAUAUAUUAGACAAAUGCAAAAAAAAAAAAAUAGCUGACACUUUAAUAUUUCCCAAUGAAGACUUUAUUUAUGUAAUGAAAUGGAAAGAAAAAAAACACAACUAUUUUGAAAAUAUAUUUAUGUCUACGAAAAAGUUGGGAAAACAAAUAUUUUAAUCAGAGAAAUAUUCCUUUAAAGAUUUUAAAUGUAUUUUAGUUGUACAUUUUAUAUGGGUUUAACCCCAGCACAUGAAGUAUAAUGGUCAGAUUCUUAUUUUGUAUUUAUUUACUAUUAUAACCACUUUUUAGAAGAAUAGCUAAUUUGUAUUUAUAUGUAAUCAAAAAAGAAAAAAAUAUAGGGUUUGUACAUAAUUUUCCAAAAUUGUAGCUGUUUCAAUUGUGUGUAUUUAAGUUGAAAAGAAUACAUGGAAGGUUACUAUGGCAAAGUGCAUAGCACAUUUGCUUUCUGCUGUGCUACUGUUAAGGUCACAAGUUCAAGUCCAGAAAAAAGUGGAUAAUCCACUCUGCUGACUUUCAAGAUUAUAUUGUACAAUUCUCAGGAAUGCUGCAGGGUGGGCUGUCCAAUCCAUGAGAACUGGCAUCCUCUUUAGGUGGAACAUUUGGAUAAGAACCAGACAUUGCUGAUCUAGUAUAAAUACUGCUAUUCCCAACUAAUUUGCAGUGUGAA
This is a messenger RNA of Melospiza georgiana, 5037 nucleotides long. RefSeq names its product bone morphogenetic protein 2 (gene BMP2). Gene Ontology annotation, biological process: SMAD protein signal transduction; BMP signaling pathway; negative regulation of transcription by RNA polymerase II. Bases 3167 to 4363 code for a protein of 398 amino acids. Lineage: Eukaryota; Metazoa; Chordata; Aves; Passeriformes; Passerellidae. The record is from RefSeq and is a predicted model, not a curated record. The transcript has 9 exons. Gene Ontology annotation, molecular function: BMP receptor binding; cytokine activity; growth factor activity. Gene Ontology annotation, cellular component: extracellular region.